Molecule: messenger RNA, 1521 nt
Organism: Aedes aegypti (yellow fever mosquito)
Lineage: Eukaryota; Metazoa; Arthropoda; Insecta; Diptera; Culicidae
Product: protein-lysine N-methyltransferase EEF2KMT
Exons: 4
Coding region: 190-1230 (346 amino acids)
Source: RefSeq, a predicted model, not a curated record
CACUGUCAAAUCAAACUGUAUACAUACAAGACAGGCAGUAGCAAAGCAGAUAGGCGAAACAGCGUAAGGCAGCCAAGAAACUCAAAGGAGAGAAACAAAUACGCUUUCGUGGCAGAUCUUCAAGAGGCCCCCAUUGUCACGGUCAUCGCCAAUCAGAUACGCUUCUAGUGGUGCAGCGCGCCAGCAGCAAUGUUUCAAAAAUGUAAAAAUAAAACCAUGCGCCCUGAGGAUGCCCUGGCACUAGUUAGAAAGAACUUUUUGUGUGGGACGCCUAUUAAUCAGAUAGAUUGGCACGGUCUUUUGGACGACAUCAAUUGGGACGAGCAGGAAGAAUUAUUAAACCAAACGGUGAACAAUACCCUAGUAGUUCAGUAUCCUUUAAAGUUAGGAUACCAAGUAGCAUUUUUAAAGCAUAUUAUACACCAUCUGAAUAAGAUGAACAUAGAACAGCACGACCAGCUCUACGAAAGGUACUGCGGAUUACUAAGCCAAUCAGGAAUGGAGGACCAAGCUGGAUUCAGUUACAAACAUUACGAGUUACCUGGAAAUGAUGUGAUUACCUUGAAAGAAUCGUCUGCGUUCAUAUCGGAGGGUACAACGGGGUUAUGUAGUUGGCAAGCCUCGAAGGCUUUGUGUGAGUUUAUUACAAAUAAUCUAGAGGACUUUCAUGGCAAAAAUAUACUGGAACUCGGCUCAGGUGUAGGAUUAACUGGAAUAUUCAUGGCGAAACAUUGUGAACCAUCGAUGAUAGUUCUCUCAGAUUACCACAGCUCGGUAGUUGGGACGCUAAAGCAAAACGUUGAGUUGAACUUCCCCAAGGGCGCAAAGGUCGAAACUGACAACCCAUUGGUAAAAUGUUUGGUCGAUAAUGGAGAUUCAAUAGUCGCUGUGAUGGAUCUGGAUUGGAGUUAUAUCAAUGCAUCUAACAUUAACCAGCUAAUCGAACCGGAUGUCCUCGUCGGAGCGGAUAUCGUGUAUGACCAUGCCCUGUUUCAACCUUUACUCAUCGCUAUAAACUACGUAUUCGCACUCACGAACAAUAAGUGCAAAUUCGUUCUGUCAUGCACCGAACGCAACCAAGAUACGCUGAACGACUUUUUGGAAAUGCUAGUGACUGCCAAGUUCCGAAUCAAUGAAGAGGCGGUCUGCUCUCCGAAGCAUUUCCAAUGGGAUGCCACCGCUUCGAGGAUCAGAAUAUUCUCCAUUACGCGUGAUUGGAGCUUUCAAUAAAUCGACCCACUAAGCGAACGUGUACAACUUUUUCAAACAAUGUUCAACUUUCCUCAAAUCUACCUACAGCAUACUAUAUAUAUAUAAUAUAUUCAUCAGGUUCCUUCCAUAAGCAAGUCCGUGCAUCUUUUCUAUUAAAGUUUUGAACUUUUACAGCUUUGGGCCUUAGGUCACCUAGCGUCGUUUUAUUGCUUUUCCAGUAGGAUCUAGAAGUAGUUUACACUUUUCACGUUGUGUUUAGAGAAAUGGUACAAAGUAGUUGUCGGAAAUAAAACACAAGCAAAGCAAAAA